AUGGUUGCUGGUAUCCGACAAGAGACUGCUGUGUUCCUACUUGAUUCUUGGUACCCUUGGAUUUUGCUGAAGCCGCUAAUAUGUGGUAAAGCUUUUGGAAGUGAAAAUAGGGUCUUUCUGUUAUUAGGCUUUGGCGAAUAUGGAUGGAACCUGCUCUCCAAGCAUGCAGCUCAGUGUACCUUUUUAUGUGGAGGAAUGGAUAGAAGAGGGAGGUACAUAGCCAAUGGCACCUCCGGUCUAAUCAUUCCAUCUUUCUUUAAACUGUGGAGCAAGUUCAUGUUCCAAGUGAUCCAAAAGCUUAAAGGCAUUUCGGCAGUUGGUCGGUCAAGACCAGUUGGGGACUUUCCCAAAGCUCCUUUUGACCACAGCUAUGUAAGAAACACUGACACAAAGAACAAGACUAGACUGAGGGCGGAGAAGAUGAAGAAAGUCAAUGGAUUCAUUCGCAUAUGA
Ilex paraguariensis (yerba mate) is the source of this 453-nucleotide messenger RNA. Lineage: Eukaryota; Viridiplantae; Streptophyta; Magnoliopsida; Aquifoliales; Aquifoliaceae. The record is from the annotation of a GenBank genome assembly.